Leptosia nina is the source of this 3042-nucleotide messenger RNA. The record is from the annotation of a GenBank genome assembly. Lineage: Eukaryota; Metazoa; Arthropoda; Insecta; Lepidoptera; Pieridae.
AUGGCCUGGAGUGCGCUGCUCAUCUUAUGGGUGGUCGCUGUUGUCGCCGUUGAUAAACAUGAUGACACCAGCUCCACAGACUCAGAGAACACCACAACAGCGCAAACACCACCCAUCCCUCUCAGACCUGAGUACGCUCAUCCAGCUGGUGUGGAAGCGCUAGACCCAUACAAUUCAGAAAAGAACCCACCACCCCACAGAGACUAUUUGGAAGAAGACUAUGACCACGAGGGCCAUAAAGACGACGACCAUGACAACAGAGACGACGCGGAUGAGUUGCCGUCUCUUUCCGGUGACCACUUACUUCAGGGUUCUUCGGAACUUCCGAUGUUUCUGCUGGAACCACAGCAUGCGUAUGUGGUACGGAAUAAACCGGCAACGUUGAGGUGUCGUGCAGCGAAUGCGUUGCAAGUGUAUUUCAUGUGCAACGACGUCAGGUCCGUUGGCAGCACUCAGUUCGAGUUCGUGGACCCCCAAAGCGGGAUCAGGAUUGUCGAAGCGGAGUGCAAUGUUACGAGGGACAAUUUGGAGGAGUAUUUUGGUGAAGAUCGUUUCGCAUGUAGAUGCCACGCCUGGAGCAGUCGGGGCGAUAUCAGGAGUCAGCCGGCGAUCGUGGAAUUAGCUUAUCUCAAGAAGCAGUUCGCCAUAUCACCAGCAUCUACAUCAGUCGAGGCCGGUUCAGCUGCAUCAUUGCGCUGCUCGCCCCCACCCGCUGCACCACCACCCAGGAUAUCCUGGCUGAAGAAUGGCAUUCCUCUGCAGCAGGACCACAACGUUCUUAUAUCUGCUGAAGGAAAUCUAUUAAUCUCGAGAGCGUCUUUACAGGACAUGACAAACUAUAGUUGCGUUGCGGAAAACAUCGCCGGAAAAAGAGUUUCCGAGCCCGCCACCCUCACAGUUUACGUGAAUGGUGGUUGGAGUGCAUGGGGACCCUGGACGCAGUGUCGCUGCAACGGGCGUGUGUCGGGGCAGCGUCGCACAAGGACGUGCACGGAGCCCCAUCCCCUCCACGGCGGAGCCCCAUGUCAGGGGCAGAGCGUCCAGAAAACGUCAGAUUGUGUCUUAUGUCAAAACGCAUCUCCUGGUUCGUCCGGCCGAUGGGGAAGUUGGACGGAGUGGUCUGAAUGUGGAUCUGACUGCAGGCAGUCAAGGCGAAGGUCUUGCGUUGGAGAAACGUGCUCCGGUGCCCAAGUGCAGCAUGCUGAUUGUAUCGGUGACUUCUGCGGAGUGCAUGGAGUUGCCGCACACAGUGACAUUCCACUAUACAUCGGUAUUGCUGUAGCUGUGGUGGUGUUCCUAGCUGGCGCUGCUGUUCUCUAUAAGCUGCUGCAAAGGAAGACCAGGGACCAUUCUUUAUACACAAUGACUAGGACAGAUUUCCAACCGGAACUAUAUCCGACAGUUGAAAAGCAGUCACUCUCGCUAGGCCCAGACCUGAUGCAGCAUCGUCCACCCCGCUAUGAACAUCCACCACCCGACCCCAGAACGGAACAUCACUACGAUGUACCUCAUUUGACUAAUAGCUACGCAUCGCCAGUUGACCAGCAAGCCACCCCAUGCGCGUCAAGCAAGGGUCACAGUGAUGAAUACGACACGAAGCCCUACAGCGAGUCGGAACAUUCCGCUUCCAGCUGCUUCACCAGCUCCGGCUCCAUGUACGACGCAACAAAUGAAUCGGUAACUCUACAACUAGCGGAACUCGUCUCGAACUCGCCAACAUCGCAAUCGCUGUCGGUUUCGGGUUCUGGAGCGAGACUCGCUCUGCCAGCAGCCGGGGUCGCUCUCUCGAUACCAGAAGGUGCCCUUAGUAGGGGUCGCCGCGAGCAAAUAUACGUCGCGGUUGUCAAAGAUGACAGAUACAGAGCGAGGCUUGGGAAAGGUAUCACGCAACUCAGCCCGAUAGUUAAGUGUGGACCGCCUAGACUUCAGAUGAACAAGUCAGUGAUAUUACAAAUACCCCACUGCGCCAGUCUCAAGCACGGCUUCUGGAAUCUAGCCCUGUACGCGAUAGACAACAACUCCAAGGACAACUCGCAACCGCACUGGAAGAAAGUCGUCAAUCUCGGCCAAGAGACGAUCAAUACACCGGUGUUCACCCAAUUGGACUGCGACAAGAUAUUCCUCGUGACCGAUAUGCUGUCCACAUUCGUGCUGGUCGGGGAAAGUUUUAAUGGAAAAGCCGUAAAGGCACUCCAAUUAGCCGUGUACGCCUCGCCCACAAUUAAUGAUUCAUGCACGGAGUACACGAUCCGACUUUACGUAUUCGAAGACACGCCGUGCGCCACUUACUACUGUCAGGAACAGGAGAAGAAAUCGGGCGGCGUUCUCUUGGAACGACCGAAAACCCUACUAUUCCAAGACGGCGGAUCCAAUCUGUGCCUGAGCUUGGAACACGUAAGCCCCGGCUGGAAACCGAAGCCGGGAGUGGCGUACCAAGAAAUACCUUUCCACCACAUUUGGACGUCGAACUCCAACGCUAUCCACUGCAUUUUCACAUUGGACCGGUCAUACAAUUGCGACAAUAUUGACUUCACAAUUUCCGCAUGUCAAAGGACCAAUCCGUCGUACAAGCAAACGUUCCGAAUAUCGGUCGACGAGGUGACUCACUCGCCGAGGGGCCGGUCGCCUCGCGGUGAGACGAGAAAUUUCAAUAUAACUGAAAACUUACUUGAAACCAGAAUGUGCAGGAGCGAAGCCAGCGAUGAGGGGAGCGUGAAACGCAACGUAACUGUAAACGAAACGGGGGUAAACGAAACCGAUGGACCUUUCAAAUUGAGCGUUCGACUUAAGCGUCAAUUGUGCUCGAUUUUGGAUCCGCCAAAUGCAAGAGGGAACGACUGGCGCGCGUUAGCAUCUAGAUUGGGGGUGGAUAGGUAUACCACCUGGUUCGCGACUAAGAGUUCGCCGACUGAGGCUAUUCUGGAGCUUUGGGAAUGUAGGGAGCGAAGCCCUGCCGCGGUUUCGUCAUUGGCGACCGCUCUGCGGCAAAUGGACAGGCACGAUGCAGCAGAUCUGCUGCAAAAUAGACCUUCCUGGUUAUGA